UGAGCGAUCAGCCGAUUGAAUGCAGCCUCGGGGAUCAUCCCCAUCGGGGAAGUGCCACGCGUGUUCAGGAAACCUCCUCCGGGGUCUCAGAGCUUCGUGCCCCUCCUGCCUGCUCUGGCGGCUUCGGACAGUGGCUCAAUCUAUGCCCUUUUCGUCUGAGAAGUGAUGACAGUCACUUUCUUCAUAGCAUUGUGGGGAUUAGAUAAGUCCAGUCUGCCACAAUCCCUCUGUUCAUGAAAAACAAAGAUGUCGCUGCAGAAGCUGUAACAGGUAGUGGGAAAACCCUGGCUUUUGUCAUCCCCAUUGUGGAGAUUCUUCUGAGAAGGGAAGAGAAGUUAAAGAAGAGCCAGGUGGGAGCCAUUGUCAUCACCCCCACUCGGGAACUGGCCAUUCAGAUCGAUGAGGUCCUGUCACACUUCACGAAGCACUUCCCACAGUUCAGCCAGAUUUUGUGGAUUGGAGGCCGGAACCCUGGAGAAGAUGUAGAGAGGUUCAAGCAGCACGGUGGGAACAUCAUUGUGGCAACCCCAGGCCGCCUGGAGGACAUGUUCCGGAGGAAGUCUGAGGGCCUGGACCUAGCCAGCUGUGUGAAGAGCUUGGAUGUCCUGGUGUUGGAUGAGGCAGACAGACUUCUUGACAUGGGCUUUGAAGCAAGCAUAAACACAAUCCUGGAGUUUUUGCCAAAGCAGAGGAGAACAGGCCUUUUCUCAGCCACGCAGACACAGGAAGUGGAGAACUUGGUGAGAGCAGGCCUCCGGAACCCUGUCCGAAUCUCUGUGAAGGAGAAGGGCGUGGCAGCCAAUAGCACCCAGAAGACACCAUCCCGCCUGGAGAACCACUACAUGAUAUGUAAGGCAGAUGAGAAAUUCAAUCAGCUGGUCCAUUUCCUCCGGAACCAUCAGCAGGAGAAGCACCUGGUUUUCUUCAGCACAUGUGCAUGUGUGGAAUACUAUGGAAAGGCCCUAGAGGUGCUGUUGAAGAGAGUGAAGACCCUGUGCAUCCAUGGAAAGAUGAAAUACAAGCGCAAUAAGAUCUUCAUGGAGUUCCGAAAGCUUCAGAGUGGGAUCUUGGUGUGCACUGACGUGAUGGCCCGGGGGAUUGAUAUUCCUGAAGUAAACUGGGUGUUACAGUACGACCCUCCCAGCAAUGCCAGUGCCUUCGUGCAUCGAUGUGGACGAACAGCCCGAAUCGGCCAUGGUGGCAGUGCUCUGGUAUUCCUACUCCCGAUGGAGGAGGCAUAUAUCAACUUCCUGGCCAUCAACCAGAAAUGCCCCCUGCAGGAGAUGAGCCUCCAGAGAAACACAGUAGACCUUCUGCCGAAGCUCCGGGCCAUGGCCAUGGCUGACAGGGCAGUGUUUGAGAAGGGCAUGAAAGCCUUUGUGUCCUUCGUCCAGGCUUACGCAAAGCAUGAGUGCAGCCUCAUCUUCAGGCUGAAGGAUCUUGACUUUGCUAGCCUUGCUCGAGGGUUUGCCCUGCUGAGGAUGCCCAGGAUGCCAGAACUGAGGGGGAAGCAGUUUCCAGAUUUUGUGCCCAUGGACAUCGAUACUGACACGAUUCCAUUUAAAGAUAAAAUUAGAGAAAAACAGAGGCAGAAACUUUUGGAGCAAAAAAGAAAGGAAAGAACAGAAAAUGAAGGGAGAAGAAAAUUCAUCAAAAAUAAAGCUUGGUCAAAGCAGAAGGCCAAAAAGGAAAAGAGGAAGAAGAUGAAUGCCAAGAGGAAAAGAGACGAGGAUUCUGAUGUCGAUGACGAGGACAUGGAGGAACUCCUUAACGAUACAAGGCUCUUGAAAAAGUUUAAGAAAGGUAGAAUCACAGAAAAAGAAUUUGAGAAGAGGCUGCUGACAAGUGCCAAAGGAACAGUCCAGCUGACAGACCUAGGGGUGUCAGACUCGGGAGAGGACAGCUGACCUCAGAGCCUCAGGUGAAGGUCCUCACACUGCUGGCCCACACUCCUGCCCUCCCCGGAAGACUGUUCUGGAAAGCUGUGUGUGCAGAUGGGCGAAGCCAAAGGACUGCUACAUGAACACUAUAAUCCCACCAGGGUCUCACAGAAGCCUUUCAUUAUUUGAGUGUAAAAACAGAUAUCAGUAUUUAUUUUGACUAA
Molecule: messenger RNA, 2104 nt
Organism: Cricetulus griseus (Chinese hamster)
Lineage: Eukaryota; Metazoa; Chordata; Mammalia; Rodentia; Cricetidae
Source: RefSeq, a predicted model, not a curated record